UUGUAUCUAUCCCACUUCCACUCGCUCCCCACCAACCGCCAGCGUCAGCGUCAGCGUGUACCCUCUCUCACUCUCUCUGAUUCCGUCGUUCAGCAACAAUGGCCACUGGUAUUGCGCUCGUCGGCAGCGGCAUCUUUGCCAAGGAGGAGCAUCUGCCGGCAAUUCGUGCAACUCCUCUUCUGAGCUUGAAAGCCGUCUACUCACGCUCCCUGAAAUCUGCCCAAGCUUUGUCUGCUGAGCUCUCGGGCGUGGACCUGUACAGCGAGGACCAGGAAGGCAAGACGUUUGGAGACCUGUUGAAACGAGAUGACAUUGUCGGCGUCAUCAUAGCACUGCCAAUUCCAGUCCAACCCUCGUACAUCAAGCAGGCACUGUCCGCGGGGAAACAUGUUCUGGCGGAGAAGCCCAUCGCAAAGGACGUAGCCACCGCCCAGGAGCUCCUCUCCUGGUAUAAUGCCAGCGUGAAGAAAACUACUGCCGCUCCCACUUUCGCCAUCGCCGAAAACUUCCGCUUCUUCGAGUCCUUUGACUUUGCGGCGCAGCAAGUCACAACACUCGGUCGCGUGCUGGAGUUCAGGACAAGAGUGAGCAACUUGGUCCAACCGGGCGGCAAGUACUUCGAGACAGCCUGGAGGAAGACGCCAGAGUACCAGGGAGGCUUCCUCUUGGAUGGGGGCGUACACUUCGUUGCUGCGACAAGGAUGCUUUUGGGCAACGUCGCGGCUCCGGCAAAGGUCAGCGCCUUCACGGCGCAGCUACAAGAGCAUCUGCCUCCGCUCGACACUCUGAAUGCGACAGUCCAGCUGAAGAAUGGGGCAUCCGGCACCCUUUCCAUAUCGUUCGGAACAACGUUUACCGGUUCAGAGUAUGCCGUUGCUGCUGAGAAAGGCCGCGUGUGGGUCUCCCGAGGGAAGGUCAUUGUCACGAGGGACGGCCAGGAGGACGUCAGGGAGUUUCCGGAGGAGGGCAAUGGUGUUAAGCAGGAGGUGAAGGCAUGGGCGGAGUCGUUGGUGAAAGGGGAAACAAACCCACGGCAGAGUCCGGAGGAAGCCCUGAAGGAUCUGGAGCUGCUAGAGGCUUGCUUGCUGUCCGGCGAGAAGGGCGGUGCACCCAUUUCCCUUGAGCCAUGAUGCUACACUAUUCCUAUAAGCCACGCCCAAAUGUAGACAC
Messenger RNA from Westerdykella ornata, 1170 nucleotides. RefSeq names its product NAD(P)-binding protein. The record is from RefSeq and is a predicted model, not a curated record. The transcript is spliced from 3 exons. Gene Ontology annotation, cellular component: cytoplasm. Gene Ontology annotation, molecular function: oxidoreductase activity; nucleotide binding. Gene Ontology annotation, biological process: NADPH regeneration. Bases 99 to 1130 code for a protein of 343 amino acids. NCBI's taxonomy places the organism in Eukaryota, Fungi, Ascomycota, Dothideomycetes, Pleosporales, Sporormiaceae.